Drosophila suzukii is the source of this 1508-nucleotide messenger RNA. It is a transcript of the gene BckdhB, whose product is annotated as Branched chain keto acid dehydrogenase E1 subunit beta. The record is from RefSeq and is a predicted model, not a curated record. Gene Ontology annotation, biological process: branched-chain amino acid catabolic process; response to nutrient. Gene Ontology annotation, molecular function: catalytic activity. Lineage: Eukaryota; Metazoa; Arthropoda; Insecta; Diptera; Drosophilidae.
UAUGGAAUUUUGUAUCGGUAGUGGUGCGGUCACGCUGGUAACCAAUCGUGCAGGAAUAUCUGUCAAAUAUAUACAUAUUGAUAAUAAAGAUGAUAGUUUCUCAAGUAGCGGGAAGGUUGAUCACUUCUGUUCGGUUUGAUAAAAGGCGACUCAUAUGGAUGCGAUCGCAUUUUACCUACUAUCCUUCUUCAUUGGGAUCUGGUAAAAAAAUGAACAUGUUCAGCGCUAUAAAUAAUGCUAUGGAUUUGGCGCUCUCCGAUGACAAAUCAACAUUAUUGUUUGGAGAGGAUGUGGGAUUUGGUGGAGUUUUUCGGUGUUCGGUUAAUCUACGAGAUAAGUACGGAAGUCAUCGCGUCUUCAAUUCUCCUUUAUGUGAGCAGGGAAUCGCAGGAAGGAGAUCUGACUCAUUUGCCGAUCAAUCGUCUGGACUAUUGGCAGCACUUGCAAUCGAUGUAUCAAGGGUUUUGGAAACGCUGGCAUCAAGAGUAUUUGACAUCCCUACAGCAACGUCAAAAGUGGAGCAGCAAGGAACUCAACAUCGCAGUAGACAAUGUAGUCCUCGUCAAGGACUCAAAUCUCCCUCCAGCAGCUUGGAUACUAGCCCGUGUAGUGGAAGCUCAUCCUGGGCCAGAUGGACUUGUACGCGCUGUAAAACUUAAGACGUCUACUGGAGAGAUGACCCGGCCUAUCACCAAGUUAGCUGUACUGCCUAAUUCUGAAACAUUGUUUCAGGGCGGCCCGGGAUGUUGAUGAACGCAUUACAGCCGUUAUUUCAUUUUGAAUCUUAUUCUAUCUUUGGUAUAUGAAAUACCAACUUUGCCCUCUUUAAUGUAUUUUUGUGCUGCGACACACUUUAGAGAUUUUUUAGGACUUAGUGUUAAGACUACAACUGAAAGCAUCGGACACACAAGAAAAAUGUGACAAAGUUUAAUCAUUGAAAUACAGUCCACUCAAUUUGGGAAAUAAAACGUUUUUAUUCUACACCAAAUACAAUAGGGAAGACAUCUUUACUCUCCUAAAUGCCCUUACGGGCCAUUGUCUUUUAGGGACUCACGCGCGCAGGUUGGGACUCAGUAACCACGACUACUGCCGCAGCUGCAAGCAGAUGUUGAAGUGAGUUCUACACUUGAUUUAAGAUUCGGCUAGGUUGAGUUUCACCAUGGGGGUUUGUGUUUUGUCUUGAAUGCUUUGCUUGGACAAGCCUUUCUUAUGGCCUUUCCACAGAUGACAGAUAAUGUAUUGACUGUCAUGUAGGUCCGGGCGACGGGUGAGUAUGUAAGUUUCUUGUGAGAAGUUUUUUAUGGUAGUCCCAGUUAGAUUUCUGAGAUUCUAUAUAGCGAUGUUUUAAAAAGGCGUGUUCGACUCCCACGCUCAACGUUUCAAGGUGAUCGAGCAGAUAAUAUCUACCACUUUUCCCCUAUUUCUAGUGAUGAAAGUGGGGUCAUUACCUUUGUUGCAGAUAAAUAGAUUUGAUGAAGCUAAUCGUUGAGUAACUCAACCGUUUCGUU